Molecule: messenger RNA, 522 nt
Organism: Drosophila guanche
Lineage: Eukaryota; Metazoa; Arthropoda; Insecta; Diptera; Drosophilidae
Exons: 1
Coding region: 4-522 (172 amino acids)
Source: RefSeq, a predicted model, not a curated record
UAUAUGAUGAAGCUGGUGGGGUUUCGGACAUGGGACACGCCCAAUUAUGGCCUCAAGAUGAAAAUGUACGAGAAGAACAACACCAUGUCCUCGGUGACGACAGUGCGCCAAGAUGUGGCCAUACCACUGUGGCAGCUGGUGCUGCUGCAGCAGCCACGCAAACGGAGCGCCGGUGGCUCGUCCUCGCGCACCGAACUGCCGCGCACCCUGUACAAUUCCACGGUAAAGACAUGUGACUUCUGGAAGUACAUGCGACAUGUGUCCGCCUGGAACAAUGCGGCCAAGCUGAUGCUCUCGAAGGGGGCCAGCAACAUGAGUCUCGCCUGUCCGAUGAAGGCAGGUGUCUACAUGAUGAACAGGAUUCAGGUGCCACCGGACACGGCCCUCCUGAAGUUCAUGUAUCAUCCCAAUACCCUGUACACGCUGGAGGGCACUGUCUAUGGCCUGAGCCCCAAGGACGGUGUGACCAAGCGAAAGCUCUGCAAGUAUGAGGUCAAUGCAACCAUUUUCAAGUCCUGCUAA